This is a messenger RNA of Zygotorulaspora mrakii, 1086 nucleotides long. RefSeq names its product triacylglycerol lipase (gene LDH1). The record is from RefSeq and is a predicted model, not a curated record. Lineage: Eukaryota; Fungi; Ascomycota; Saccharomycetes; Saccharomycetales; Saccharomycetaceae. The coding region runs from base 1 to 1086 and encodes 361 amino acids. The transcript has a single exon.
AUGGACGUCAACGAAACAAUACGAUGCGCGUGCCGGCUGCAUUCCGAACCGCUAUCGGAGGAGCCACUAGACGCCAUUAUAAAGAGGUAUGAAGGUCCCGAUCUGGUUAAGAAAAUGCAUGAGCCCGCUGCCGAUCUAGAUUUCGGUACCAAAUUUAUCCGGAAACAUGAAGAGUUCAUCCCUCUUGGAAGCAAUUUCCCCAGUGUUGAGAUCAAUGGAGGAAGAUUGAGGUGCUGUCACAAUCUUAGAAAAGGAACUUCAGCCAGUGCGGAAAAAGAACAACUAUUUGUCCUUCUUCAUGGGUUAGGUGGAAAUAUGGAGCAAUUUGAGCCCCUUAUGAGACUACUUGAUAGCGAAGAUAAGAAGUUUGUAGCAAUCGAUCUACCUGGAUUCGGUAAAAGUGACGAGUGGGCGAACUACUUAAUGGAUAAUGUAGUAAAAGCUGUUCAUCAUACAGUGAUUUUACUUUUCAGCAUGUAUCAGAGCUAUAGCAAGCUCACAAUGGUAGGUCAUUCAGCAGGUUGCUAUAUCCUAAUUCAUUUUUUAACUAAUUAUCAAAACAGCUUCCAGUUUGGCAAAUGCGUGUUAUUGGCACCGCCCAAGCGCACAGUAGAUGUGUUAUCUAAGGAAAAUCAUCUAAUACAAUUUGGCCUGAAAGCAAUCUCGAAAAUUCCAUGGAUCCUGGAUAUUUACAGAGAACGGUUUGACCAGAACAAAGGUUUAGCGAGUUCAGGCAUCAGCCGUUUUUUUUAUCGCGAUGGAGAUAUUACAAACAAAUAUAGAAAAUUAUGGCAAUUCCAUAACAAUAUUCAAAUCAAGAGUCGAAGUCUUUGGAACUAUCUCUUGGGUUGGCAAGAAAUCAACUGGUCAAAAGUUGAUAGUACAUUAACAACGGUUUCUAUCGUGAUUAUGUGCGGCGCAAAUGACGUCGUAACACCUCUAAGUAAUGCCCAGGAUAUGUUAAAGUGUUUUACCAAUGCGCAAGAUAAAAAUCUAAUCGUGAUUCCUGAAUGUGGCCACAAUCUGACGUUCGAUUAUCCUGAGCUUUUCCUUGCAAAUUUUUCUCAGGCCGUUCUAAGUAAUUGA